This is a messenger RNA of Propithecus coquereli (Coquerel's sifaka), 1402 nucleotides long. RefSeq names its product keratin 18, type I (gene KRT18). Gene Ontology annotation, biological process: intermediate filament cytoskeleton organization. Gene Ontology annotation, molecular function: structural molecule activity. The record is from RefSeq and is a predicted model, not a curated record. Lineage: Eukaryota; Metazoa; Chordata; Mammalia; Primates; Indriidae. Gene Ontology annotation, cellular component: keratin filament. The transcript has 7 exons. Bases 56 to 1351 code for a protein of 431 amino acids.
CCACCCUGCCCUACCGACCCUGAGUCCUGUCCUCUCGCUUUCCUCCACGGACAGCAUGAGCUUCACCACUCGCUCCACCACCUUCUCCACCAACUACCGGUCCCUGGGCUCCGUCCAGGCGCCCAGCCGUAGCGUCCGUCCCACCAGCAGCGCGGCCAGCGUCUAUGCAGGCGCCGGGGGCUCGGGCUCCCGGAUCUCCGUGUCCCGCUCCACCAGCGUCCGGAGCGGCUGGGGGUCCGGGGGCCUGGCCGCGGGGAUGGCCGGGGGUUUGGCAGGAAUGGGGGGCAUCCAGACCGAGAAGGAGACCAUGCAAGAGCUGAACGACCGCCUGGCCUCCUACCUGGACAGAGUGAGGAGCCUGGAGAUCGAUAAUCGGAGGCUGGAAAGCAAAAUCCGGGAACACCUGGAGAAGAAGGGGCCCCAGGUCAGAGACUGGGCGCAUUACUUCAAAAUCAUCGAGGACCUGAGGGCUCAGAUCUUUGCAAAUUCUGUGGACAAUGCCCGCAUCGUUCUGCAGAUUGACAAUGCCCGUCUUGCUGCUGAUGACUUUAGAGUCAAGUAUGAGACAGAGCUAGCCAUGCGCCAGUCUGUGGAGAGCGACAUCCAUGGGCUCCGCAAAGUCAUUGAUGACACCAAUAUCACUCGGCUGCAGCUGGAGACAGAGAUCGAGGCUCUCAAGGAGGAGCUGAUCUUCAUGAAGAAGAACCAGGAGGAGGAAGUAAAAGGCCUACAAGCCCAGAUUGCCAACUCUGGGUUGACCGUGGAGGUAGAUGCCCCCCAAUCCCAGGACCUCAGCAAGAUCAUGGCGGACAUCCGGGCCCAGUAUGAUGAGCUGGCUCGGAAGAACCGAGAGGAGCUGGACAAGUAUUGGUCCCAGCAGAUUGAGGAGAGAACCACAGUGGUCACCUCGCAGUCUGCCGAGGUCGGAGCUGCCGAGAUGACGCUCACGGAGCUGAGACGUACGGUCCAGUCCUUGGAGAUCGACCUGGACUCCAUGAGAAAUGUGAAGGCCAACUUAGAGAACAGCCUGAGGGAGGUGGAGGCCCGCUACGCCAUGCAGAUGGAGCAGCUUAACGGAGUCCUGCUGCACCUGGAGUCAGAGCUGGCACAGACCCGGGCAGAGGGCCAGCGCCAGGCCCAGGAGUACGAGGCCCUGCUAAACAUCAAGGUCAAGCUGGAGGCUGAGAUUGCCACGUACCGCCGCCUGCUGGAAGACGGGGAAGACUUCAAUCUUGGUGAUGCUCUGGACAGCAGCAACUCGAUGCAAACCAUCCAAAAGACCACCACCCGCAGGAUAGUGGAUGGCAAAGUGGUGUCUGAGACCAAUGACACCAAAGUUCUGAGGCAUUGAGGCAGUAGGAGCAGGGUGCCCUUAUACCAAUAAAAAGUUCACAGGUCAUUG